Orbicella faveolata is the source of this 1110-nucleotide messenger RNA. RefSeq lists its product as uncharacterized. Lineage: Eukaryota; Metazoa; Cnidaria; Anthozoa; Scleractinia; Merulinidae. The record is from RefSeq and is a predicted model, not a curated record.
ACAGCUUACUACGAAAAAUCAGUCUUGUCAACGGCGAAAGAAACAAAUUGUGGAAUGUGGACUUUAUUGAUGUUGUUUUUGUUACAUCAAAUAGUCUGUAUCUACGCCGAAUCGACGUUAGUGAGAAUAUCACGCUUUGAAGAGGAACAAGACAGUUUUAGGUUGCCAGGAUCGUACUGCAGCCGUCAGAAUGAGUGCAAUCGUUUUAACGCAAAUUUGUCUCCAACAGCAUCUGAAGGAGGUCAUUGUUCGUGUUCUUGUUCGCGUCAGAAAGCAGCAACGUUUGGUGUUAAGAACGGGUAUUGGCAAUGCAUCGAUAAUAAAGAAAUUCGCCAGAGAGAAUUGUCUGAUUGCAAAAGGAUUCAGUUUAUCACUGAAACAGAUACAGAUCUUUUGAGAGUGUUUAAAGUAGGAGAAAGCGCGACUUUUGACAUCAGCCUCAGUACUCAGGGCUUCGUAAAAACUGCGCGCUUCGAAUUCAGCUAUCAAGCAUGCAACGGUGGAUGGAGAUCGAUAAACAACACGGCUUCUGUUCCGGAACUUCAAGUGACAAAACUAUGGACACCUUUAACGAAUAAUUACACGUAUAUGCUUAAGAUAGAUGAAGCUAAACUGAAACCCAAGGACCAUAUGCAUUUGGAAGGAAGAGUUAUAAAGCUUGCCAUUCCACGCGGUCCUUUGCAAAAGAAGCCAUUUUGUUUGUUAUUCAAGGUUGCUGGUGUUAUGCAGUGUCCCCUCAAGCAUAUUUUAGCAACUGGAAUACCUUCAACAACAACAACAACAACAACAACAACAACAACAGCGACAGUACAUAGCCUAUUUUCAGAGGCAGUUAUUCCCACUUCUCGCAUUGUAGCUACAAGGAUAAGAAAAUCUCAGACGAUACCGACUGCCACUAAAGUUCCCAAAACAACGUUUAAGGUGACCCACCCCUGGGCCACUGAUGGUGACGAUGAGACACUUCACAAGGCUUCGGCUCAAUUUUCAGUUCCCUUGAUCGCUGGAACUGCGGGCAUUGCUGGGAUCGUGUUAUCAGCAUUUGUCUUCGACAUCCCUAGAGCUGAAAGCAACAAAAUCAGACGAUUACGUCAACCAGUAUGCAGUAGCUGA